Apus apus (common swift) is the source of this 1505-nucleotide messenger RNA. It is a transcript of the gene GALT, whose product is annotated as galactose-1-phosphate uridylyltransferase. Lineage: Eukaryota; Metazoa; Chordata; Aves; Apodiformes; Apodidae. Bases 25 to 1125 code for a protein of 366 amino acids. Gene Ontology annotation, biological process: beta-D-galactose catabolic process via UDP-galactose, Leloir pathway. Gene Ontology annotation, molecular function: zinc ion binding; UDP-glucose:hexose-1-phosphate uridylyltransferase activity. Gene Ontology annotation, cellular component: cytoplasm. The record is from RefSeq and is a predicted model, not a curated record. The transcript has 11 exons.
CGCUGCUUCCGGGAGCAGCGGGGCAUGGAGGCAGCGCCGGCGGGGAAGGAAGAGAAGGGGGGAGGCCGGUUCCACCCCAGCGAGCACCAGCACGCUCGUUACAACCCGCUGCGGGAUGACUGGGUGCUGGUGUCGGCCCACCGGGUGAAGCGCCCCUGGCAGGGGCAGCUGGAGAAGCCGCCCCCCGAGGAUGUGCCCCGCUGGGACCCCAACAACCCUCUCUGCCCUGGGGCCACCCGGGCCAACGGCGAGGUGAACUCCUGGUACGAGGGCACCUUUGUCUUCCCAAAUGACUUCCCGGCUCUGCAGCCUGAUGCUCCUGAGCCUGGUGAGAGCGAUCACCCCUUGUUUCAAGCGGCAGCAGCCCGGGGGGUGUGCAAGGUGAUGUGCUUCCACCCCUGGUCGGACCUGACGCUCCCCCUCAUGUCCCUGACGGAGAUCCGGGCUGUCAUCGACACAUGGGCAGAGCUGGCAGCUGAGCUGGGUUCCUCCUAUCCCUGGGUGCAGAUCUUCGAGAACAAGGGAGCGAUGAUGGGCUGCUCCAACCCACACCCCCACUGCCAGGUGUGGGCCAGUAGCUUCCUUCCCAACGAGGCGCGCCUGGAGGACCGGACCCAGCGGCAGCACCUAAGCCAGCAUGGUAUGCCCAUGCUGCUGGAGUAUGCUGAGCAGGAGGCUCGCCGAAAGGAGCGGUUGGUGGUGGAGAACAUGGACUGGCUGGUUGUGGUGCCAUACUGGGCCACUUGGCCCUACCAAACCCUGCUGCUGCCCCGCCGUCAUGUCUGCCGCCUCCAGGACCUCCGCGAGGGCGAGAGGGACAGUCUGGCUUCCAUCAUGCAGAGGCUGCUCAUCAAGUACGACAACCUCUUUGAAGUCUCCUUCCCCUACUCCAUGGGCUGGCACGGAGCCCCCACAGGCCCGUACCUGGAGGAGGACUGUGGGCACUGGCAGCUCCAUGCCCACUACUACCCCCCACUGCUCCGCUCUGCCACCGUCCGCAAGUUCAUGGUGGGGUACGAGAUGCUGGCGCAGGUGCAGCGGGACCUCACCCCAGAGCAGGCAGCCGAGCGCUUGAGGAAUCUCCCUGAGGUGCACUACAAGCAGAGGACCAAGGAGACAUCGUGAUGGGGAGCAGUGGAGCCUGCCCUUGGCUCUGCUGGCUGAGGCUAAGGAGAAGAGUCAGCUGGGUUGGUGAGAGCGGAGGCAUGGGAGCUCAUGUCACUUGUGAGCCCUGUGACCUCCCAGCUUCUCCUGAGCCUUGUCACAGCUUGGUCUGGCUUGGGGACUGGUUUUGCCUGUUCCGGUACCCUGGUCCUAAGCCUGUGGCAUCCUUGCACAGGCAGUGCUGUUCCUUGUCUCCUUCCCCAUCUCAGUCUGUCUUCCACCUCUGCAGUGUACUCCUACCACCACUAAAGGGCUUACCCUCCUUACCAGUCCAGUCUUACUGGUGGGACUGGGAGUGCUGCCUGUCCCCCACCCCUCAGCCAAUAAAACCUGGAAGCAAA